Messenger RNA from Oncorhynchus keta (chum salmon), 1936 nucleotides. RefSeq names its product ER membrane protein complex subunit 7-like. The coding region runs from base 142 to 696 and encodes 184 amino acids. The record is from RefSeq and is a predicted model, not a curated record. Gene Ontology annotation, cellular component: EMC complex. The transcript has 6 exons. Lineage: Eukaryota; Metazoa; Chordata; Actinopteri; Salmoniformes; Salmonidae. Gene Ontology annotation, molecular function: carbohydrate binding.
UCAGCAUGUCCCCAAAGCAGAGGCAACACAGACAGCAGUUGCAAAAACAUUCACCUGUUCAUCCGAUACAUGAUUUCAGCGAAUCUAUUAUAGUUAUUUACGAAUAGGAAACGUACCGUUAUUGAACUACUGCAAGCAAACAUGUGGCUGCAUGUUAGGCUAUCAGAAGUAUGCAUUUUUCUACAGGCUAUGUUUAUUUUAGCGUGUUGUUUCAGUGAUAUGGAAUCGGGGCCUAUCGCGACGAGUGGCUCUGUUCAACCAAACGGAGAUCGUUUCAAAAUCGAGGGUCGGGCAAUCGUACCAGGGGUGAAAACUCAAGACUGGAUUUCGUCAGCCCGAGUCACGGUAGAGGGAGAAGAGUAUAUAGGCUUCUUGAGAACUGAUGGAAGUUUUGUCGUUAAUGAUGUUCCUUCGGGAUCCUACGUUGUGGAAGUGAUCUCACCUGGAUACAAAUUUGAAGCAGUCCGCGUGGACAUCACGUCUAAGGGGAAAAUGAGGGCCCGCCUGGUGAACUUCAUCAAGACGUCUGAGGUGAUCCGGCAGCCGUACCCGCUCCAGCUGAGGUCCUCUGGGCCACACACCUACUUCAUGAAGAGAGAGACCUGGGGGUGGACUGACUUCCUCAUGAAUCCCAUGGUCAUGAUGAUGGUCCUUCCUCUGCUGAUUAAUGCAUGUCUCUGUUUCCCCAGGUCAUGAUGCUGGUCCUUCCUCUGCUGAUUAAUGCAUGUCUCUAUUUCCCCAGGUCAUGAUGCUGGUCCUUCCUCUGCUGAUUAAUGCAUGUCUCUAUUUCCCCAGGUCAUGAUGCUGGUCCUUCCUCUGCUGAUUAAUGCAUGUCUCUAUUUCCCCAGGUCAUGAUGCUGGUCCUUCCUCUGCUGAUUAAUGCAUGUCUCUAUUUCCCCAGGUCAUGAUGCUGGUCCUUCCUCUGCUGAUUAAUGCAUGUCUCAGUUUCCCCAGGUCAUGAUGCUGGUCCUUCCUCUGCUGAUUAAUGCAUGUCUCUGUUUCCCCAGGUCAUGAUGCUGGUCCUUCCUCUGCUGAUUAAUGCAUGUCUCUAUUUCCCCAGGUCAUGAUGAUGGUCCUUCCUCUGCUGAUUAUCGUCUUGCUACCUAAGGUUGUCAAUACCAACGACCCUGAGAUGAGGAAGGAAAUGGAGCAGUCAAUGAACAUGCUUAACCCCAACCCUGAGCUACCUGACGUGUCGGAGUUCAUGACCAAGCUGUUCUCUGGCUCCAAGAGCUCCAGCAGCAAGGCUAUAGGUGGCAGCAAGGCUAGUGGCCGCCCAGCAGUCAAGAGGAGGUAGUACCAGAACAUUACAUGUACCUCGGGCCUGAGGAACUACUGUAACUGGUCAUGCCAUGGAAAUUAUAAUACGAUUUUUAAAAAAAGAGCUUUUUCAUUCAUCUGUACAAUUAUUUUUUGAGCAGGGGUUUUUCCCUCGUCUGAAAUACAAGUCUGUAAGUGAAAUGACUGUGGAUAUCACAAGGCUUGAGAUGGAUGUUUAUUUUUUUUUUGCACUGGUAACUUCAACUCGAUAUAAAAGAAAGAUUUUACUCUUCAUUUGAUGUUUUGUGUUGUACCUGUGAGUGACUUUAUGCCUGCUUGGUCCCUUCAUUAUAGUCCUUAUCGUUUAACCCUCGUCUCCUUGGGUAAAUGGGAUAAUAACAGUCUCUAACAACCCGUGUGUGUGUGUGUGUGUGUGUGUGUGUGUGUGUGUGUGUGUGUGUGUGUGUGUGUGUACUACUUUAGUCCUAUGUCAAUUCUAAUUCUUCCACUACUUGAAUGAGAGCUUAUAUGACAUUUUCCGAGAUGUUCUUCUUUUUCUGAGUUAGGGCUGAGGUAAUAUGACUGUGAACGGACUGUACAAAUAGAUUGCAUUUUAAUUAUUAAACAGACUUAUUUAAAUACCAAUGUAAAAUAAAAUGUAGAUGGUGGAACUGUC